Messenger RNA from Biomphalaria glabrata, 2125 nucleotides. Its product is annotated as sulfiredoxin-1-like. Bases 169 to 951 code for a protein of 260 amino acids. Gene Ontology annotation, molecular function: sulfiredoxin activity. NCBI's taxonomy places the organism in Eukaryota, Metazoa, Mollusca, Gastropoda, Planorbidae. Gene Ontology annotation, cellular component: cytoplasm. The record is from RefSeq and is a predicted model, not a curated record. The transcript is spliced from 2 exons. Gene Ontology annotation, biological process: cellular response to oxidative stress.
AAAAAGAAAAAACAAACUUCACUUCACUAUCACCAAUGACGCUGCAUUCUGCGAACACAAGGAUAUGACUUGGCAAAAGAUAUUAGAUCUAGACCUAGAUUAGUAGAUAUAGAUGUAGCUCUACCUAAACCAAUUAAUGCAAAACAAAAUAAUCUUCCAUUACCAUUGAUGUCUUCAUUAAAACGUAAAUUAGAUUUUAGUGUAUCUCUGCUUACGAAACUUAGCAUUGGUAACAAAUUUAGUAGUAGUAGUAGUAAUGUAAUAGUAAUAGUACUAAUAGUCGCAAAUAUUUCAGCCCUAAGUCACACUAAGUGGCCAAAGACAAAUUAUUACUUGUUUGUGAAUUUCUGUGUUAACAUAGGCCUAUGUUCAUGCAGCAUUGUUGAAACUAUUUAUGAAAGCAGUGUAUUAUUUAUUCCAAAUUCUAGAAACAUUCAAACUACAGAAUGUUUCAAUAAAAUAACCAAAACUAAUUAUUUCUAUACGUUGAUGACUAGUCAAAGUCAACCAAGUGCUCUGAGCUGCCCAGCUUCCCUUGUACAGACAGUUACUAGAUCUAGAGGCUUUCAAAGCAUGAGCCAAGAUAAUAAAAAAGCAACUGAAACAGUUUUACCAGAUCACUUAACUGUCCAUGCUGCUCACAUAACGGAAGUUCAUAAUGUUCCACUACAUAUUCUAAUACGGCCAAUUCCUUCAAUACUGGAUGAAGAGAAAGUUAAGUCACUUAUGGAAACUAUUGAGUCUGAAGAAGUACAAAAUGUAGUUCCACCUAUUGACAUUCUGUGGAUUAAAGGGAGACUAGGAGGAGACUACUAUUACUCCUUUGGAGGAUGUCACAGAUAUGAGGCUUAUAAGAAGCUCAAGAGAGAGACAAUUCCUUGCAAGAUAUUUAAAUCUACCAUUGAAGAUCUGAGGUCCUAUUUAGGCUCUUCAACACCUGACUUGUUAUGAUGAAUUGAGUUAAAAAUACUUGCACAAUAAAAGAAAUACAUUUUAACAUGUGAUACCUUAUUAUGAAUGACUUACAAAAUAAAAAUUCAGUCUUAUUACUUUGUAUUUAUGUAUAUAUAUAUAUUAAAUAAAUAGUUAAGUCUUUUUUUUUGUUGUUUUUUUUUUUUUGGUUGGCUUUCUUCAAUUGUAGAAAGACUAAGGUUCAUCUUGUAGAGCACUUUUUCAUGUGACUCUAGAGCCCUGUCCUGGAGAACCAUUCCUGUCCACAUGUAAGGCAGAUAAACGUGCAUUUGCUUUGGUGGUAGAGGAAUCAGCCAUUUUUUAUUAGCAUGCUUUUCUUCCAGAGCUGAGGUCAAUGCUUUUUCAUUGUCCGUAGCUUUCUUUAUCACCAGCUCUCUAGACAUAGUGCAGUCUAGGACUAUUUCUUCCCAGUACUCAACAUCUAUGUCCACUGCUUUGAGGUACCAUUUGAUUACAUCCACAUAUCAGAGGUCGGGAUGACCAGUUUUCCUUGUGCCCAUCAUGAGUUGUCCAUAAAGAAUACUUUUUGGGAUAUGUUCAUCUUCCAGACAUGACUAAGCCAAACAGUGCUGUUUUUGCAUGGUAAAGAUGCUUAGAAGACCAGUUUGAGCAAGCAUCUCAGUGUUACACAUUCUUUCUUACCAUGUAAUUUUCAGCUUACCAUAUAGACUGAAAUCAGUUUAAAAUUGGAUACUUUUAAAUCAGAUUUAAAUUAAUAAGUUACUAGCAUAUUGUUUUUCUAAUUGGUUUAUUUAAAGAUGUUAAAAUUUUGAAUUCAGAGAAAUUUAACAGUGAAUGGGAUGUGUGGCUGAGAGGCCAAGACAACUUGGGUAUGGUUUGCUGACCUAAGAAGGAAGCUCACAUUCAAAGUCCCACUCAAGCAGAGUUGUGUUUGCUGAGCACCUAAAGGAAACCUUCUCCCAGAUAUUCCUCCCCCCAUUGGUCCACAAAAGAGAUUUGACCAUGAAAUAUGCGCUGUAUAAAAGCAAUUUCUUUUUGACAUCUGUUAAAAAUAUAGAAAUGCAACAAUCUUUUUUUUUUAUAAAUAUUUAUGUUGUAGUUUUUUUUAUGUAAUGAGACCUAAAAUGGCUCAUUAAAAAAAUGAUUGUAUAUUUUGUUGUCUGGACAAUAAAAAUGUUGUAUUCAAUGACAA